Messenger RNA from Odontomachus brunneus, 1435 nucleotides. RefSeq lists its product as uncharacterized. The record is from RefSeq and is a predicted model, not a curated record. Bases 223 to 885 code for a protein of 220 amino acids. The transcript has 5 exons. NCBI's taxonomy places the organism in Eukaryota, Metazoa, Arthropoda, Insecta, Hymenoptera, Formicidae.
AGGGGAAACUCGGCUCGGCACUCCAAAGUACACAGCCUCCGCGAUUGCAGUGGUGUGCUUUCUUACGGUCCCUGCCGCCGUCGUCGCCUGAUAUCCAUUCCUCGCCGCGGCCUCGCGCCCAGUGGUUAACAGUCGGCCACAGAUCGGUGCUUUCCACACGUCGCAGCCGCAGAAGGGCACGACAUCCGCAGGGCCAGCUAGAAUCCCCGGGCCGUCGGCACCAUGAAACUUACGUUGUUCACAAUAUUAGCCCUCUGUAUAAUAGCCGUCAGCAGAUCAGCCGAAGAGGAAUAUGAUUACGAGGAGGAGGCAGCGGCAGCGCCGGUGACGCCGGCGCCGGCGAAGCCAGCAGGUGGUCGACUGGGAGGCCUUCUUUCCUCGAGAGGACGUGUCGGCGUAGCAAAUGUAGGAAAGAAAAGAGCGCCAGCGGCUCAGUCGACAACGUCGAAGCCGGUGGAGCAAGCGCCUGAGGAGGAUGAAGUGGAAGACGAAGACGUGCUUGAGGAAAGCGAAGAACACGAAACUCCUACGACAACGACCGAAGCUACGAAGAAGCUUCGGAAUAGUGGUGGCGUCAGACCUUUCAGAUCAAACGAAGAUCUUCUGGCUGCCUUGAAGAGGAGAAGAGCCCAGACUGGGCCCAGCAGUCAUCCACGAGAAACGGCCGCCACGCAUUCUGCCGUAGAGCACACCACAGCUAAGUCGAAAGCCACCACGAACAGUCGUGCUAAGGCCAGCACAGUUGGCGAGGCAAAAUCAUCGGGACGAGGCAGGUUUGGAGGAAGAGGAAGUAAGACUAUCCAAGAGGAGGUCGAAGAGACCCAACGGGAGGAGAUUCAAGUGAGACCCAAAACCAACUCCUACCGCAGAGGAGCUCGAUCAUAAGUCAUUUAUUAAAUCGUUGUGAGAUUUGCCCAAACUCUCAUUGACUUCUUAGAAACACAAAGCGAUCGAAUUCGACGAUUUAUCAGCGCGUAGAAAUCGUCGUUUCUCAUUGUAAGGUAUCCAGUCUUCUUCAAACGAUCAAGUUUCUCACCGCGGAUUAAAGUUUCAGUCUCUGUGCAUCGAGACUUUCGAUAAUAUAUAAUUGACACUAAAUAAAAGAUCGUGAUAUGCUUUGGGCACGAGUCAUACCGAGACAUCUCGUCAUUCUCGAAAAACGGCAGCUUCGUUGGCAUCUCGUCGCGUGUUACAAAAAGUAUAUCAAGAAAUAAUUGCGAAGUGAAUAUAACGAUUAUCUGAAGGAACGAAAUAGCCGUGUAGUUUUCCUCUUCGUCGCCGGGUCUCAGUAGACAUGUGGUCGAUCGAAGAGACGAUAAAAAAGUGAUGUGUAUAUAGCAAAAUACUGCCGUCAAAUACCUAAAUCACCUAAUGUAUAAAUGUAAAUUAAUGUGACAAUUAAUUAAUGUGAACAAUAAAGUUUCUGGAAAGCGAA